CUGAUCAGCUGGGACUUGGGAGGCAGAGAAUAGAUGGGGGCGGGGCCAAUCAGAAUUUUUACUACCGGUUCUCCAAAUUACUCAAAAUUUCUGCUACCAGUUCUCCAGAACUGGUUAGAACCUGUUGAAACCCACCUCUGAAACCACCUUAAACAUGAGUCAGUUGCCAAGCGGCUAAAUUUUGAUCACUUGACAAUGGGGAUACUGCAAUGCUUGCAAGUUUGAAAAAUGGUCAUAAAUCACUUUUUUCGGUGCUGGGUUGUAACUUCAAGCAGUGACUAAACCAACUGUUGUAAGUUGAAGAUCACCUGUACAACUGUAUUUCUUUACAUGUCAGGAUCCAGUUUAUAGGACUUAAAAAGUGUCUUUCUAAAUAGCGCAUCCAGAUGAAGAACUUAGUUAAGUUCCACCAGCCAUCUUGUCCUCUCCAUCCCCUUUUUGGGGGGAUGGGGUGGGGUUGUACCCACGUUGUUGAAUCAACGGCUCUUAGUAAUUCGAAAUUUGGCUACAACAUCAAAUGAUCGCUUGGAGAUGAUUUUUGUCCCGGGGCUCCAACGCAAGGCCGAGUCCCCUCCGACGCCCUCCGGAUCUGUGUCCGAAAGGCCCCGGCCUUCCCCGCUUUCGGUCAGCCCAGCGAGAAACCGGCCCUUUCCCUCUGGCGCCUUGCAGGGUUCUGGCACCGGCAGCCGGGGGUCCUGAUGAGAGGAGCCGGGCGCUUUUCCAAAUUUUAUUCAACUCCCCCCACACACACACACCUCCCCGCCUCCAGGGCCAGGAGGACCCCAAGCGCUCGCCAAGCCAGCCCUUCCCGCUGAGGCGUCCCUGGCUGCCAUGCAGACGGCCAAGGUAAAGACGGAGCGGGAACGCGUGUCAAGGCGGGGAAAAAGAAGCGGGGCGACGCCUUUGGACCUGCCCGCGGUGCCAUCUUCGACCUCAGGGUUCGGAGGCCGUUUUGCUCCAGUCUGGAUCGCUUUGCAAAACGUGCGCUCUUGCGCUUCUUCGUCCCCGUUCGGCAUCUGCGGGCAAGCGGGACGGCUUGAGCCCACAGCCAGCGAAGCGCCGCGCUUCCUUUCGUCGCUGCUGCUGCUGUUUCUUGCGAGCUCGCGUGGGAAAUAAAAAGAGCGGCCGUCUGGCUAAGAUGAAGGCGAGGAGGGCAAGGCGCUCUCGGGGCUUUGGGCUGCGGGCAAAAGGGCGAGCUGUCGGGACGAGCAAAGUUAGAGCGCGCCUUUGGAGAGACGGGCUGGCGGCGGGAUGGAUACUGGUUUCUCUACUUUUGUGUGGCCUGGGUUUCCCCAGAGUAGAAGCUGUCAAAAUAAGCAAGCGUCCCAUGCGCUCUCGAUCCUGUGCAGACCGACCUGAGGAGCUUUUGGAACAGCUGUAUGGAAGACUCACAGCUGGCAUGCUUAGUGCCUUCCAUCACACCCUGCAAUUGGAGCCCUUGGAAAAUGACCAGAAUAUCAGCUGUCCAGUGGGAGGCAGGCUAGCUACUGACAAGAAAUACCAGCUUCCCAUCAAUCUCAACAGUGUCUCCCCUUGGUCCUACAGAAUCUCCUACGAUUCUACUAGGUAUCCAAAAUACAUUCCUGAAGCCUACUGCCUUUGCAAGGGCUGUCUUACAGGUGAUUACGGAGAAGAAAAUCUCCAUUUUCGAAGUACGCCAGUAUUUAUGCCGACAGUCAUCUUGCACCGAACCACAUCCUGCACGGGAGGCCGCUACGUUUACACUGAGGAUUAUGUCUCUAUUCCGGUGGGCUGCACCUGUGUACCAGAACACGAAAAGGAGGCACAGCAAGUGAAUUCCAGCAUAGAUAAAAGAGCAGUAAAAUUGCUGGGGAAUCAGAAUAAUGACAAGCCAGCAUCCAAAUGAGG
Ahaetulla prasina is the source of this 1869-nucleotide messenger RNA. RefSeq names its product interleukin 17D (gene IL17D). Gene Ontology annotation, biological process: inflammatory response. The record is from RefSeq and is a predicted model, not a curated record. Gene Ontology annotation, molecular function: cytokine activity. Bases 1139 to 1867 code for a protein of 242 amino acids. The transcript is spliced from 3 exons. NCBI's taxonomy places the organism in Eukaryota, Metazoa, Chordata, Lepidosauria, Squamata, Colubridae. Gene Ontology annotation, cellular component: extracellular region.